This is a messenger RNA of Cavia porcellus (domestic guinea pig), 3826 nucleotides long. RefSeq names its product Ly6/neurotoxin 1 (gene Lynx1). The record is from RefSeq and is a predicted model, not a curated record. Gene Ontology annotation, cellular component: plasma membrane. Bases 330 to 680 code for a protein of 116 amino acids. Gene Ontology annotation, molecular function: acetylcholine receptor inhibitor activity. NCBI's taxonomy places the organism in Eukaryota, Metazoa, Chordata, Mammalia, Rodentia, Caviidae. The transcript is spliced from 4 exons.
UUGAGCUAGAGACUAGGCGGCUACUUCCAGGACUGGUCCGGGCGUGGCCUGCAGUGAGUUUUAUGGGUGGGGGUGGAACCGAGCGCGAGCCGGGGCGGCGCCUGCGGAGGCCCCGGCCUUAGCUGUAGCAAUGCUGGGUGGGUGCUGCGGGAAUCGCGGACCGACACACCGUUAGAUCGAGAGUGGACCUGGGAAAUCGCUGCGAACUGCUGAAUCUCCCACAGACCAGGAGCUCUGGAGGGGCAGGGAGGGGCUCCAGACCCUCAGUACAUUGCACCUGACCCAACUAAGCUGGAUCCAAAUAUCCACAAGCUCUCUCACCUCCACUCAUGGCAGCCCUGUUCACCCUGUUCUUCGUGGCCCUGGCGGGCCUGCCUCUGGCCCAGGCCCUGGAAUGCCACGUCUGUGCCUACAAUGGAGACAACUGCUUCAACCCCAUGCGCUGCCCAGCCAUGGUUAGAUACUGCAUGACCACGCGUACCUACUAUACUCCAUACAGAAUGAAGGUGAGCAAGUCAUGCGUGCCCAGCUGCUUCGAGACUGUGUAUGAUGGCUACUCCAAGCAUGCAUCUACCACUUCCUGCUGCCAAUAUGACCUCUGCAAUGUUGCUGGCCUCGCUGUCCCGGGUGCCCUGGUCUUCGCCCCCAUUCUUCUGGCUACCAUCUGGAGUCUGAUUUAAGCCCUGCUCCCCCAGGAAGACCUGCUCAAAGACAAGCCUUGGACAGUUUCACCUUUUCACACUGCAUACCUUCCCCUACUCUCAGCUGUCUGAAAUCCCUCAACUGUGUCAGGGCCCAGGGUUAUCUGUAGCACUCCUACCCUCCAGCCACCCACAAGGCCUCACUCCAAAGCUGUUAGAGGGCUAGUAUGUGGGACUGGACCUCUCCAGGGGGCCUGACCUUGGUGGGCAGACUGGGAUCCUCAUCACAGGCAGGGGAAUCUGGAACUACUUCUGCAGGUGCAGUCAGUUAGCCCGGGAACUCUUACUGAAUAGGAAACUGUGCAGCAAGAACCUGCUGCAAUCUACAAAGUAGGUGAUGAGUGUGCUGGAGGGGAAGGGGAGAUUAGGAAUCUGCUGGUGGGUAAGCAGGAUCUAGCAGGACUUCUCUGCUUCCUCCUGAAGCCUGCAGCUGUCCAAUCCAGGUAUGGGAUGAGACCACUUAUGGAGACCUUUAUCACCACACCUGUCCCAGAAAGAGGGCCAGACCUGGAGUCACAUCAGCUCUUGACUUAGUAUGACUCUACUUCAGCAGGCCCCUGAGGGCCCCUCCUGCCUCAAAAGCCAUCCUAGGUGCAGGAAGGAGGCCAUCUUGCUCAGCCAGACCUGCUGACUUCUCCACCCCUGCCCCCACCCUGAGUGCAAGCCAGAGGUGCUGCUAUAUUUGGUCCACCCUGUACACCAAUGAAAGUCAGAUUAUUCUGGGCAGGACAGCACAGCAAGUCCUGCAGGAGAAGGGGAGGGAAUGUCCCUGUGUCAGGUGUCAGGAGAGGGACAGGGUAAGACUAGCUGCCAGCAGGGACAAGGCACGGGAAUGGCAUGCCAAUCUAAGAUCACUGCCUACUUCUUGCAGGCUGCACUUAGCUCUAUUCAUAGAUCCCUAGAUCAACCCCAGCAGAAUAAGUGUACAAGUAUCCAGCCCACAUCUGCACUGUUUGCCUGGAGUCCCAUGGGCCCCUUUCACCUUGAUGAAGUCUACAGGGAAGGCUUGAGGUCUCCCCUGGGCUAAAGCACUCCACUUCUCUAAGCAUUCAUUAGUUACUCCCUAAGAAUAAAACUCCAGAGCAGAUUUAGGAGGCACAGUUCUGCCUAACACCACCAUCUGAAUGUAGGUGGCCCAGGGAGGGCUUGCCUCCCCCUAUGAGCUACAGUAUGUCCUCUUCACUGAUAGUGCCCCUGUUCUGGUGCUGGAUGAGGGACCCCUCAAGCUGGCCCACCCAGGAGGAUAGGAUAGCACUAGUUUUCUUGUGGAAUUGUCCCUGUCCCAAAACAUACCCCUCUUAUAAGACCCCUGCUGGAUGUUGUACCCUGAGAGCUGCUUGGAGCUAUGCCCAGAAUGGGCUCCCUUCCCUAACCUUGUACAGACCUGGAGCUCUGUUCCUGGGACUGAGGGUACUCUCCUGUCACAGUUUUUCCCUUGAAGGACUGGUUUGGGGGUGAAAGGUGAAAUGGAAGGCCCCUAGUGAGGGUACAUUUCACUUGCCAGAGGAAAUCAGAAUUCACACAAGGACAGGAGAGGAGAAAGGACAAGUACAGAAUGCGCGGUAGCCAGUACAAGCCCAGGUCCUGCUGGGAGGGGCCAGAUGAGGCCCUGAGUCAAUGGGAGAUGACUGAGGAACUGUUAUCACCUUGCUUGUGCAAGUCCAUUACACAAGCAACGUCCUCAGCCAGAGCUGAGAGGGCCCCACGUUUGACCUUCCUUUUGUCUCAGUGGGAUGCCAGCUCACCUGUGGUCUCAGGGUAUUGGAGACACCCAUCUAGGUGCCACAGCAACCAUGCUGUCCUUAGCCCGGGAUUCUCUAGGACAGUAUGCUGCUUGGCUGGUCUGUCCUUGGUCUUGUCAGCAGCCCAACACAGCAGGUGCUCAAUUAGUGUAAGAUGAUGCCACUGCAGUUUAGGGAAACUGGGGCAGUGGUAUUGGCUAUCUGGUCUUGUCCAGGGUGGUGUGACCAACACCCACUUACUCCCACUACUCAUAACUGUAAGUGCUCCAGGGCAGCCUGCAAGCUGGGGACAGAAGUUAUGCUCCUUUACCAGUGGAAAUACCAAGGCAAAGAGAGAUAAGUUGUUAGUUACCCCAGGCCAACUGGCUCCCUGCUCACUCUCACCCCACUUACUAUGCAGGGUUUCUUUCCCACCAGCUUCAGUUCACUGGGGCUCUGCAUCCCCUUCAAAAAAUCUUAACAUGUUAGCCUUUUCUAGAACUGGAAAGCUUAGGGAGGAAAUCCAAACCAGAAGCCUCAGGAGACCAGGAUUAGAGUCAAGAGUCAGGCAUCCAGUCCUGUCUGAAUGCAAUGAAAGAGACAUGAGGUGGAGGGACAGAGAAAAAGGCAAAGGAAUAUCAGGCACCAUGAGGCUGGCCCUUCCCUGGGGCCCCAGUGCUUUGACCCAGUCAGUGACCAUUCCUACUCAAGGUGCAGCAAGAAAGAAUCUCAAUAUGAUUGGUCACCCAGGGUUCUUUCCUCUCAAGAGGGGCUUCCUGAUGCUCUGUAGCAUCAUGGAGUGGUACAUACUUUCCAUAGGAUGUGACAGAGACAGGAAGAAGAAACUAGCACUGAGGUGUUGACCUGGAGGUGCAGCCAGCUGUGAAUGCCCUGUGCAGCAGGUCCCUCUCCUGCUAAGGACACCUAUGGCCAGUUUCCCUGGGCCCCACGAAGGGAAGGCAGACAGAUAGCUUCUUAACCUCCCUUUUGUCUCUGAUUUGUUGCAGUGCACUUACGUUUCAUUUACAAACUUGAAAAAUAGAAAGAGGAAACUCUUUUCUUCCCAUACUAUUCCUUCUUGAGCAUGCUUCAUGAGUCCCACAGCUCUGGGUACCCUAGGAUCACAGCUCCAAGCCUGUACCCAGAUACCUGUGCCCAGAUGCCUGUGCCCAGCUAGGACAUGGACACAGGAGGCCAUGCUGUUCUGAUUUUCUGGGGUCCAGGUGCUUUCUUUACCCAUCUUGCUGCAGCAGCUAAUGCAACUUUAAGCUCUAACCCUUGCCCUGAUCUGGACCUGAAAUUUCACCCUUAGGCCAUAGCCCCUUCCACACUGUAUACCCAGCACCUCAGAGAACCCUCAAGAGCAUUCCUCAUGAAAUGGAUGAAUAAAUGGACAGAUACACA